Fraxinus pennsylvanica is the source of this 480-nucleotide messenger RNA. NCBI's taxonomy places the organism in Eukaryota, Viridiplantae, Streptophyta, Magnoliopsida, Lamiales, Oleaceae. The record is from the annotation of a GenBank genome assembly.
AUGGUGGAUCUGAGUGAUAAAGGAUUGGAUUCUGAAGACAUGAAAACCCAAAAUCAAAUUUGUGAUAAGGCUUUAUCUGAUGGUACAACCCAUGUUAAAACUUGUGUUGAUUGUGGCACCUCAAAAACUCCCCUAUGGAGAGGUGGUCCUACUGGCCCCAAGUCUCUUUGCAAUGCAUGUGGGAUCAGGAGCAGGAAGAAGAGAAGGGCUCUAAUGGGAGUGAACAAAGAAAAUGAGAAAUCAAAGAAAUAUGCAAGCUCCAAGAAUAGUACUCACAGCAAUGAAAGUAGUAUCAGCAGCAGUGGGGAGAGUACCAGUUAUAAGAUUGGAGAUUCAUUGAAGAGGAAAUUGUGGUCAUUUGGUAGAGAUGAAGCACUGCAAAAACCAAGAUCAAAUACUCCACAAAGGAGAAAGUUGGGCGAGGAAGAGCAAGCGGCAUUUCUUUUAAUGGCUUUAUCUUGUGGCUCUGUUUACGCUUAA